This is a messenger RNA of Emericellopsis atlantica, 435 nucleotides long. RefSeq names its product putative 40S ribosomal protein S17. Lineage: Eukaryota; Fungi; Ascomycota; Sordariomycetes; Hypocreales; Bionectriaceae. The coding region runs from base 1 to 435 and encodes 144 amino acids. Gene Ontology annotation, biological process: translation. The transcript is spliced from 2 exons. Gene Ontology annotation, molecular function: structural constituent of ribosome. The record is from RefSeq and is a predicted model, not a curated record. Gene Ontology annotation, cellular component: ribosome.
AUGGGUCGCGUUCGCACCAAGACCGUGAAGAAGUCCGCCAAGGUCAUCAUUGAGCGUUACUACCCCAAGCUCACCCUCGACUUCGAGACCAACAAGCGCAUCUGCGAUGAGAUUGCCAUCAUUGCCUCCAAGCGCCUCCGCAACAAGAUUGCCGGCUACACCACCCACUUGAUGCGCCGUAUCCAGCGUGGUCCCGUCCGCGGUAUCUCCUUCAAGCUUCAGGAGGAGGAGCGUGAGCGCAAGGAUCAGUACGUGCCCGAGAUCUCGGCGCUCGACUUCGCCCAGCUCAGCGACGAGGGCCGUCUCGAGGUCGACUUUGAGACCCGCGACCUGCUCAAGCACCUUGGCUUCGACAACAUCCCCAUCAACGCCCAGGCCGUCUCCCAGCAGCAGCAGCCCGAGCGUGGUCCUCGCCGCUUCAACGACCGCCGCUAA